Cheilinus undulatus (humphead wrasse) is the source of this 1643-nucleotide messenger RNA. It is a transcript of the gene cgrrf1, whose product is annotated as cell growth regulator with ring finger domain 1. NCBI's taxonomy places the organism in Eukaryota, Metazoa, Chordata, Actinopteri, Labriformes, Labridae. The record is from RefSeq and is a predicted model, not a curated record. The coding region runs from base 98 to 1081 and encodes 327 amino acids. Gene Ontology annotation, biological process: negative regulation of cell growth. The transcript is spliced from 6 exons.
UUGUAGUGGCAGCUGUCAUGGCGGCGGUGUUGACAGUUUUCCUGAAUGUUCUCUGAUAUGUGUAAUCAUUACUGUCUGGUUUAAUCAAUAAUCCACCAUGGCGGCGGUGUUCCUGGUCACUCUGUUCGAGUAUUCCCCGCUCUUCUCCAUCUCUGUGGUCUCUCUCUGUUUCCUGGUCACUGCCGCCAUCCUGCUCGCCCGGUUUGGUUUCGACGUCCCAGUGAUCCUCCGCAGCUCUGACGACUCUGAGUCCGUCCUGCCCACCCCAGAGAAGCACAUGGUCCAGGUGACCAAUCCUUUUGGCCUGGAGGUGGGCAGUGGGCCAGCCUCUGUCUCAGAUGGUGUCAACUUGAAACCGUGCUGUCUGGAGCCAUGUGUGCUCAGCUGUUACUGGGGCUGUGAGAUCCGAGCCCUGCAGGGAGCGCUGCAGGCCCACCAACAUGGCAAGAGGAUCCGUACCCCCCAACACGUCCAGGAGGCCCUGCAGCUCUGCUACCUGCACUAUGAGAGCUUUACAAUCAGCAGCCAGGAGAGGCCGGAGAUUCACACAUGCAUACCUCCAGACCUGGGUGUCACAGACCUCGGCCCCAUGCCCCGUGAACACUACCCUCUGGUGGCCGUGCUUACGCUAGCAGAGCAGGAAGCCAGAGAGACGCACAACAUCGUGGCCAGUGUGAGUGUUCUCCAUGUUCCUGAUGAGAAGUACCGCCUCUCUGCUCGGGUUUUGUUUCACUACCUGCUCACCACACAGGGGAACAUGUACGAGUUAAAGCCUCUCUUCAUGUCUGCUGAGAGUGGGGGGGCAUCAGGCGUCUCAGAGCAGAGUCCAGCUCAAAGCGAAUCAGGAGAGGCCGUCGGAGUGGAGCCAAGUCCAGCGGAGGAAGACGAUUAUGUAGAUGGAGAUGGGGAGUUCCGGUCAGCAGGGGGCAGCAGAGACUGUGUGGUGUGUCAGAACGCCGCCGUAAACCGAGUGUUGCUACCCUGCAGACACGCCUGUGUUUGUGACGGCUGUGUGUCACGCUUUCAGCACUGUCCCAUCUGCAGAGCCUUCAUCCUGGAGUCCUUCACGCUGGCACCUUAGCCAUGUUUAAUACACACCAGCUACAAGCCAACUGCACGUGACUAGACAUUGUUCCCUGAAGGGGAAGGUGGUGUUUGACAGCAGGGGGCAGUAUGAGGCAGGGCAGACUCCUCAUUUGUCCAACGGUGAAAAUGAAACAUUUUUAUCCAAACACUGAAUGGGAUCUCUGAAAAUUGCCAUGAACAGUAGAGUUGAAACAUCUUUGAAUAUUUUUUGGAUAAUUCUGUUGCUGUUUAUCACUCCUGUUUAUUUUUAACCCUCUAAUUUUCACAUGAGCAUUAUUGGACCCUCGGAUCAGUGAAGACAGAUUCUAACCACUGUUUCCUCCUCAGUCUGACAGGAUCUGUUUUUUCUGUCUGGGUUUAAAAUCCUCAAAUCUUUGUAGAUGACUGAGCUGAUCACACCAUCAGAAAUAUUUAUGGUUUUAUUUUUUAUGUACAAUUAAUUUAUUUUGUCUGUCUGUUUGAGCUGUGUUAAAGGAACAGAUCAGUGUUUAUUUACCAGUGAAGAGUCUGUGAGUAUACUCUGUAAAAUCCGAUUAAACUCCCGAAGUUAAAUCUCA